Parnassius mnemosyne (clouded apollo) is the source of this 672-nucleotide messenger RNA. The record is from the annotation of a GenBank genome assembly. Lineage: Eukaryota; Metazoa; Arthropoda; Insecta; Lepidoptera; Papilionidae.
AUGUCUGCCUCUAAUGUGGCACCUAUAACUGCUACCGACAGCUUAUCACAAGCUUUAAAAGCUAAUAUUAUACCUAACCAGGAAUAUUUACUACAGGGAUCUGUAUUAGAUUCAGCGGUAGAAGUACUGCUCCAUAGGCUUCGUGGGCUUUGUGACAAUGUCGAUGCAGGUACGGAAACUUUUGAUGAUCAAGAAGUUUGCUUCAGUUUGAGAGACCCUAACCAACAGACUGCUCCUCUAAUGUUGCGAGUACGAAAAGCACUGGAUGCACGAGACAUGCCAUAUCAACUGCGUUAUAUAGGCCAACCUGACUUGGGGGACAAAAACAGACCAACAGUUGUACGUUCCAGCCUUGACAUAGCCUGUAGUGGUAUGCUUAUUGAAUUUCUCAAUGAACUUGGAUGCAGGAUUGAGUUUGAAUAUAGUGUAAAAGGUUACAUGUUCAGAAAAGGCCGUAUGAAAAUCACAGUGUCUAAGGUGUUUAAAAUAUCACAGAGUUCUAUGUCUCCAGAACCAAUAUCUCAAAGCUACCUAGUUGAAUUAUCUGUAUUAGCCCCUCAAGGACAAGAUGCAAUCGGAGAAGAUAUGCGCGCAUUUGCAGACCAACUGAGGCCACUUGUUCAACUCGAUAAGAUUGACUAUAAGAGACUUGGACAUAUGUCCGUCACAUAG